GAUUUUGUCACUGGGGAAAGAAAAGCCACGUUUUUCCACAUCAGCUGAAGGUCAAGUUCAGGUAUAAAAGAACAGGAGACCCAUUCGUUCAUUGCAGAAGCAUUGUAACUCAUUGCAGUCAUGCUCAGGUUUUUGGUGUUGACAAGCCUCGCAGCCAUCGUGCUGGCAGAGCCCCAGCCCAGGUAUCUGGAGGACAGGCAUGAAAGGGUUGUUGGAGGUGAGGUGGCCAGUCCCAACUCUUGGCCCUGGCAGAUCUCUCUUCAGUACCUGUCUGGCGGUAGCUACUACCACACAUGUGGAGGAACCCUCAUUGAGAGAGACUGGGUGAUGACUGCUGCUCACUGUGUGGACAGCACUAGGACGUGGCGUGUGGUAGUUGGCGAACACGAUCUCUACACCAACAGUGGCAGAGAGCAGAUCAAGACUGUCAGCCAGGUCUACGUCCACCCCAAAUGGAACCGUUACAGUGUGGCCAGCGGGUAUGACAUUGCCCUGCUGAAACUGUCCUCUGCGGCUUCUCUGAACUCUUACGUCCAGCUUGGUGCUCUGGCUCCCUCCGGCAAUAUUCUGCCCAACAACAGCAACUGCUACAUCACCGGAUGGGGACGCACCUCCACUGGCGGUCCCAUCUCUGAUGAGCUCAAGCAGGCCUACCUUCCUAGCGUGGACCAUAACACCUGCAGCAGCUCUAGCUGGUGGGGCAGCACUGUGAAGACCACCAUGGUGUGUGCCGGAGGUGGUGCGGAAUCUGGAUGCAACGGUGACUCUGGCGGCCCUCUGAACUGCCUGAUCAAUGGAAGAUACUACGUGCACGGUGUCACCAGCUUUGUGUCUAGUUUAGGUUGCAACACUAUCAGGAAGCCCACAGUCUUCACCCGUGUCUCUGCCUACAUUGACUGGAUUGACUCGAUCAUGUAUUAAGAGCAACAGUCAUCCGUGUGGCAGCACACAAAGGCUGACACCAUAGUCCAUCGACUGUUCCUACAUAAUGAUCUGAUGUCAUUCUACAAAUAUAAACUUCAUUCAA
Messenger RNA from Acanthochromis polyacanthus (spiny chromis), 1027 nucleotides. RefSeq names its product elastase-1-like. The coding region runs from base 121 to 921 and encodes 266 amino acids. The transcript is spliced from 8 exons. Gene Ontology annotation, biological process: proteolysis. NCBI's taxonomy places the organism in Eukaryota, Metazoa, Chordata, Actinopteri, Pomacentridae. The record is from RefSeq and is a predicted model, not a curated record. Gene Ontology annotation, molecular function: serine-type endopeptidase activity.